UUUUCAGAUUUCACUCUAUUCUGACUUCAUGAGAAAAUGACAUCUAGUCAGUCUCCUGAAUAUAGCAGAUUUACAACCGGCAAUUUUUCAUUGAAUGAGAUGGUAACAACGGGAAAUUUUGUCAUCUACAUCGUUGAACUUUUUUUCUGCUUCAUAGCUUUUCCAUUGAAUAUUUUCUUUAUUAUAAUAAUUGCCAAUACAACAACACUGCACCGAAAUCUUAGAAUAUUAUUGAUCAGUACUUGUGUUGCUGACGCCAUUUAUGCAAUUUCCCGUUAUAUGAUUUUAAUACCCUUGUUGGUUGCAUAUUUAUUCAACACGGAAAUAUCGAGUGUCACAUAUUGCUGGCUAGCAAAAUCUUUGCAUCAUUGGGUACUUGGAGCAUCCGGCGUUACUUUUUUUGUAGUUGUGAUGGAGCGAAGUCUUGCAUCAUUUCUCUAUAGAUCAUACGAGUCUGAAAGUUGUUAUCAAUCCGGUUUCAUAUUAACUGGAUUCCAAUGGUCAUAUGGAUUUUUCAUAGUAGCUAUAAAUCAACUUGAUUUGAUGGGAACUCCACAAAUCUAUCCGAGAUUGCCUUGCCAAAUUGAGUAUUCAACUGCGAGAGCGAUUUUUGUUGCAGUUGUGGCUGGUGCAGUCAUGAAUAUUACUGCAGUUCUGACUUUUCGAAAAGUUGUGAGCUUCAAUAGAACUUUAUUUCGACAGAGGAGUUUCAAGUUGACUAGCUUGACUGAAAUUUAUCAGAUUUCGGAAAAUGUAAAAUCAAUAAGUCUUCUAAUUCCAAUUAUUGUGGUUAUGAUUGUCAGUAAUAUAUUCUCUACAUUUACAAUAUCUAUCAAUGUUUAUGUUUAUGCAGCGGUUAGAGAAACUCCAGUUGAACAAAGAUCCGCUAUUGCAACACAUAUUUCUGGAAGAGGCAACGAAAUCUCCCAAGUCUAUGACCUAUGUGCAAUUGUUACGAAACUUGCAUUUUGCUGGGGAAUUCGAGCACAUCCGGAUCUCUAUAAGAAGUGGUGCUACAUGUUUGGAAAAGUAAAAAUUAGUCCUAAAAAGGGUAUCAGUGAUACCAACACAACUACAAAUCUCACUGGUUUGGAUGGAAAGAAGUUAACUUUUACGGUUAUUGAAGAAACUCAACACCAUUUCGAUUCCCUUGCCCAAGUUUGGAAGUAAUUAUUAAAUUUCGAACAAACCGUAGGCGACAUGCAUUUGAAAUCAGCUGUCUUCAAAUUCCCGGUGGUAUCAACGCGUUGUUUCAGCUUGUUUAGUUGUGAAUGUUGAAUUUCUUUUUGAUUUUUAUGACUUUUCAAAGUUGAAGUUUUGGCAUCAAUAAAGAUUACAAAUUAGGCGACGAGUUCUCCUAAUAUUUU
Messenger RNA from Caenorhabditis elegans, 1367 nucleotides. It is a transcript of the gene F27E5.5, whose product is annotated as putative G-protein coupled receptor F27E5.5. Gene Ontology annotation, cellular component: plasma membrane; membrane. The record is from RefSeq and is marked reviewed. Lineage: Eukaryota; Metazoa; Nematoda; Chromadorea; Rhabditida; Rhabditidae. The transcript is spliced from 7 exons. The coding region runs from base 37 to 1170 and encodes 377 amino acids.